Messenger RNA from Tetranychus urticae (two-spotted spider mite), 2984 nucleotides. RefSeq names its product tudor domain-containing protein 7. NCBI's taxonomy places the organism in Eukaryota, Metazoa, Arthropoda, Arachnida, Trombidiformes, Tetranychidae. The record is from RefSeq and is a predicted model, not a curated record.
AAAACUAAUCAGAAUAACCGUUAGAUGUCAGUAGAUACAUGCAUUAAAAUUUGAACCUUCUUCUCUUUUACAGCCAGAUUCGUCGUCAUUUAAUUUCAUCACUUGCUCCGGCUUGGUGUCUUUUCUCAGUUUUAAGAACCAAGUGGUUUACCACAGUUACCAGCGACAAAUUUAUUUGGAUUGUGUUUUUCGAUUACUCAGUUUCGUUAUUUUUGUUCAAUCUAGUUAACGUUAUUGGAAUUAAUAUGGAUCCAGCAUUAAAAGACAAGCUGGACAAAUUCAAAACCGUUAUUAAAUCCAUUAUAAUCCCUUAUAAACAUGGAAUCAGUUUAGAUCAAAUCCAAAAGGAUUUCAAGGAGCUUGAAGGGACUUUUCUUCCUUGUACAAUAUUUGGUUAUAAAAAUCCUAGAGAUUUUUUGGACUCCAUGAGUGAUGUGUUGAUCAAGCAACCAAACCUCUAUGGUGAACCUGUAUAUCGUGCAAGAUUUGAUGAUGAUACAGUCCACAUCCAAGAAAUGGUCAUGCAACAAAAAGCAACUACGAAAAGAAAGAAAAAGAAGCCAUUUGGAGGCUACGGCGGUCACGGAGGCUAUAACAAUUAUUAUAGUGGACACCGAUAUAAUAUAAGGCCUUCAACAAAUUACUGGAAUCCACCUGUCACUAGGAGACCUCCUAUCAAUCGUCCAAGUAGUCAAUCCGUAAAUUCACGGCCUGUUCUUCCCGCUGGGUUAGAACAAAAUGAUUUAGAUGAGUGGGGUUCAAGACCAUCAGUUCAGAGACCAUCAGUUCAGCGACCAAGACCUACUCGCCAUGUUCAAGUAUCAAAGCAACCUCUCAAAGCUUCACAAGUUAAUAACACCCAAGGCUUGUCCAGCAAUAGACCGCCUCCUGGGCCACCUAAUAAUGUUCGGGCCACAGCACCUUUUCUCUCUGCUCAAGACGUGGCAAAUAUCAAAGAAUUAUUAAAAGAUCAUGGCAAAGAGGGCAUCAAUUUGAAUUUCCUGAAAACUCUUUAUGAAAAAAAGUAUCAGCAAACUUUAGAUCCUCAUGCUAGAGGGUUCUCUGAUCUUCAACACGCUCUUAGCACCAUUAGCCACAUUUGUAAAGUUGAGCUUCAUCCCUCGCGGAAAUUUUAUAUUGUUAAGCUGGUCGAUAACCCAAUAAAAAAACCUGAAACGCCAAAGCCGUCAAAAAACCCACCCAAAAAUGAUGCUAAAGGUCCAGAUGAUGUAGCGAGUGCUCCUCCUAGAAAAGUUGUUAGUCUAAGUGAUAAUCCCAGUGAUAUUCGCGUAGAGGUCCAAAACGGAAUUGACAGUGAAGCUCUUGAAAAUUUCCCUUCAACUGCGAUUUCUUAUUUUAAAAAAAUUCUAGAAAAAUAUCCUCACGGUAUCACUGCCGAAAAUUUCCUAUCGGAAUAUGAAAAUAUUUCUGGAGCACCUUUGGAACCCACAAAUUGGGGCUAUUUCUCCUUGAUUGACAUAUUUUAUGGUCUACCUUCAUUAUUUUUUGUUGAUCCAGCAGAUGCAAGGAGUGGACAAGAGAAUGAUUGUGACGCCAUCAUCUACAACUCUAAUCAAGUGCCCCCAGAGGUUCGUCAAAGAGUUGACGCAUACCAUGCAAAAACCAAUCAAGGUCCACUAAGUGAGAAGCAACAAAGAUGGUCUUUCAAGCUGAAAAUUAUGGCUUUAUUAAUGAAAGCAACUGAAGGAAUUUCGAUUUCCAACUUUUCUACUGAUUUUUACUUAAACUUCAAAGAAAGCCUUGAUCCUUGUGUGUAUGAUUAUAAAGAUUACUCUGACAUGUUCGAACAUUUGUCCAAAGAACUUCCAAUAAAAUUGGAAGGAAGUUAUUCAGGUGAUGAUAUCACUGUUAGUUUACAAGAUGACUGGCAAACCCAAUGGGUUGAUAUUUGUGUAAAUAAUAAUCAAUAUGAUGCUUUAAAGCAGAUGAUUGUGCCUGAUAAUGUAGUCCUGCCUGGAGAUAUCAUUUCAGAAGUGGACGUUGACCAAGCCACCGUCGAUGAAGACGUUUGGCAUCAGAUAAUUUUAACUUCUGUUGUUAACCCAAACUGCAUAUUUGUAAACUUGGUUGGCAAAUAUCAUUCUGAUGCGCUGGAUACUCUCAUGCACAAAUUGAAAUUUUAUGCCGAUUUAUCGCCUUCCUGUAGAGAUUAUGAUGUUCCAAUUUUCUACCUGCGAGAAAAUUUCUUCUGUACUGCCGCUUUUGAUGUCGAUAAUUGUUGGCAUCGAGUAAAAAUUGUUAAAGUAGAACCAGACAAGAAAAAGGUCAAGGUAGCGUUUAUUGACUUUGGUGGUGAGCAAUACAUUGAAUCAUGUAAGCUAAGGCUGAUGAAAAAGGAAUUUAGCUAUCUUCCUUCUCAAGCAAUUCGCCUUUCACUUAGAGGAAUCCGACCAAAGACUGACAAGUGGCCUUCAAAUGCCAAAGAUGAAGUUCUAGAUUUCAUGAAUCGGGCUUUAAAUCAAAAAGAGAAUAUUUUAUGCCGUCUACAUAAACGUAGAUCAUCUCAAGCAAAAGAAUCUGUCAGAUUCGAAGCUGAAGUAUGUGCCAAAACUUCACUUGGCUACGUUUUUCUGCACAAACAGCUUAUUGAAAGUGGUUUAGCAAUAAUUGACGAGGAGGCGACACAUCCUUCUAAAAAUGACGUCAUGAUCCCCAGUAAUGAUGUACAUCGACCACUUCGCAAACCAACGCGAGUUAAUCCUAGAAAAAUGAUAUCAACUCUUAGGCGUCUACAAAUAAAGAAUAAAAGUGGAUCAGAAGAGCCUUCCAGUAGUGUUGAUGGACAAAACGUACAAUAAAUGAUACGCGUUAAUCAAAUUAAUCAUUCCAAAACGAGCUAUGGAAUCUCUAAUUUAUUAAAAUAAGUGAAGAUGAUCCAAAAUUAGCAACCCUAUUUAAUUAUUCCCCCUAAAAAAACUAUCUUUAAUUUCACCAUUUAAUAAUAAAAAUUGUUUUUGAAAUAA